AUGUAUUUUCUUCCUUUGUUUGCAGAUGUCGGACAGGUGAAGUGCGAGAAGAAUUACGAAAUCUGUGAGGGUUGCGGACAAAAGAUCUACGAUCGGUAUCUCAUGAAUGUCGGCGAAUCGAAUUGGCAUGAACACUGUUUGUCGUGUUGCUACUGUGGCAUACAGUUAUUCAAUACCUGUUACGUACGCAAUUCAAAGCUUUACUGCAAACUCGAUUACGAUCGAUUGUUCAGCAUUAAAUGCACUGGAUGUUGCCACCCGAUCCUGCCACAUGAAAUGGUCAUGCGGCCGAUUCCAUCUUUCAUUUUCCACCUGCCUUGUUUCAUCUGCUACAUCUGUCGACUGCCCCUGCAGAAGGGCGAGCAGUUUUUGUUGCGUGAUGGCCAGUUAUUUUGCUGUCGACAUGAUCUCGAAAAGGAAAUAUUUCUGGCCACAGCCCAACACUGUGGCUAUGUGGGCCUAGACGAUGACGAUAUGAUGCGGCCUCGGGACGGACGUCGCGGUCCAAAACGUCCUCGCACAAUAUUGACGUCACAGCAGCGAAAGCAAUUCAAGGCUUCUUUCGACCAAUCGCCGAAGCCCUGUCGCAAGGUGAGAGAAGCUCUGGCGAAGGACACGGGCCUUUCAGUGCGCGUGGUGCAGGUGUGGUUUCAAAAUCAGCGCGCCAAAAUGAAGAAGAUUCAGCGAAAAGCGAAAAACGGUGGUGGCGCGAGCGGUGGCAGUGGCGGUACAGUCAAUUCGCGCAGCGGCGAUGAAAAGGAUGCGAAUAAGGAUGAAAAGGAAAUUAAGCAGGAGUGUGGCAUUUCGGGUGUGGAAAGUGCUUACUUGAGUUUGGGUGACAGCGGUUUUGGCAGCCAACCACUUAAUCCUAAUCUACCAUUCUCCCCUGAUGAUUAUCCUCCAAAUUCAAAUGACAGUUUUUGCAGCUCAGAUCUGUCAUUGGAUGGCAGUAACUUCGAUCAAUUAGACGACGAUACCGAUUCGCUUUCGCUGAACAACCUGGAGCUGCAGUCCACGGGCUCAUCGGGCAAUCAACAUUCCAACCCACACGACAUCAUCGCCAAUCUCAGCACGAGUCUCGUCAACCCGAUCGACAAGCUGUACUUGAUGCAGAAUUCUUACUUUAAUGUGGACCAGUAGGUGUGGUAGAUUGGCCGGUAUGGAAUCCAGGAUACGAAUUUAUUAGUAUUAAGACACAUUUGGGGACGUUGGGAACGGUGCGGAGAAAGUAUGUGAGCGACAAAAUGACUUUGGGCUGCGUGCCAAGGAUGAAAGUGCGGACAGCGCCAGUUUCUCCCAAAAAAAAAAAAAUAAAAAAUCAAGAGGCAAUUAAUUAUUUAUAUGUACUAUACAUACAC
Rhagoletis zephyria (snowberry fruit fly) is the source of this 1358-nucleotide messenger RNA. RefSeq names its product LIM homeobox transcription factor 1 alpha (gene Lmx1a). NCBI's taxonomy places the organism in Eukaryota, Metazoa, Arthropoda, Insecta, Diptera, Tephritidae. Gene Ontology annotation, biological process: neuron differentiation; regulation of transcription by RNA polymerase II. Gene Ontology annotation, cellular component: nucleus. The record is from RefSeq and is a predicted model, not a curated record. Gene Ontology annotation, molecular function: RNA polymerase II transcription regulatory region sequence-specific DNA binding; DNA-binding transcription factor activity, RNA polymerase II-specific.